Jaculus jaculus (lesser Egyptian jerboa) is the source of this 1479-nucleotide messenger RNA. Its product is annotated as extensin-like. Bases 1 to 1479 code for a protein of 492 amino acids. The record is from RefSeq and is a predicted model, not a curated record. Lineage: Eukaryota; Metazoa; Chordata; Mammalia; Rodentia; Dipodidae. The transcript has a single exon.
AUGGAGCCUCCAGCAUCCUCCACCCCAGAGCUGGAUUCCAGUCACCUCCCUCACCCCAGCAUCCUCCACCCAGGACUGGAUUCCAGUCACCUCCCUCUCCCCAGCAUCCUCCACCCAGGACUAGAUUCCAGUCACCUCCAUCACCCCAGCAUCCUCACCCCCAGGACUGGAUUCCAGUCACCUCCAUCACCCCAGCAUCCUCGACCCAGGACUGGAUUCCAGUCACCUCCAUCACCCCAACAUCCUCCACCCAGGACUGGAUUCCAGUCACCUCCAUCACCCCAACAUCCUCCACCCAGGACUGGAUUCCAGUCACCUCCAUCACCCCAGCAUCCUCACCCCCAGGACUGGAUUCCAGUCACCUCCAUCACCCCAGCAUCCUCCACCCAGGACUGGAUUCCAGUCACCUCCCUCACCCCAGCAUCCUCACCCAGGACUGGAUUCCAGUCACCUCCAUCACCCCAGCAUCCUCCACCCAGGACUAGAUUCCAGUCACCUCCCUCUCCCCAGCAUCCUCACCCAGGACUGGAUUCCAGUCACCUCCCUCUCCCCAGCAUCCUCACCCCCAGGACUGGAUUCCAGUCACCUCCAUCACCCCAGCAUCCUCCACCCAGGACUGGAUUCCAGUCACCUCCCUCACCCCAACAUCCUCCACCCAGGACUGGAUUCCAGUCACCUCCCUCACCCCAGCAUCCUCCACCCAGGACUAGAUUCCAGUCACCUCCAUCACCCCAACAUCCUCCACCCAGGACUGGAUUCCAGUCACCUCCAUCACCCCAACAUCCUCCACCCAGGACUGGAUUCCAGUCACCUCCAUCACCCCAACAUCCUCCACCCAGGACUGGAUUCCAGUCACCUCCAUCACCCCAGCAUCCUCACCCCCAGGACUGGAUUCCAGUCACCUCCAUCACCCCAACAUCCUCCACCCAGGACUGGAUUCCAGUCACCUCCAUCACCCCAGCAUCCUCCACCCAGGACUGGAUUCCAGUCACCUCCCUCACCCCAGCAUCCUCCACCCAGGACUGGAUUCCAGUCACCUCCCUCACCCCAGCAUCCUCCACCCAGGACUGGAUUCCAGUCACCUCCAUCACCCCAGCAUCCUCACCCCCAGGACUAGAUUCCAGUCACCUCCAUCACCCCAACAUCCUCCACCCAGGGCUGGAUUCCAGUCACCUCCAUCACCCCAGCAUCCUCCACCCAGGACUGGAUUCCAGUCACCUCCCUCUCCCCAGCAUCCUCACCCCCAGGACUGGAUUCCAGUCACCUCCCUCACCCCAGCAUCCUCCACCCAGGACUAGAUUCCAGUCACCUCCAUCACCCCAACAUCCUCCACCCAGGACUGGAUUCCAGUCACCUCCAUCACCCCAACAUCCUCCACCCAGGACUGGAUUCCAGUCACCUCCAUCACCCCAGCAUCCUCCACCCAGGACUGGAUUCCAGUCACCUCCAUCACCCCAGCAUCCUCACCCCCAGGACUAG